This is a messenger RNA of Stegodyphus dumicola, 2062 nucleotides long. RefSeq names its product hemicentin-2-like. The record is from RefSeq and is a predicted model, not a curated record. NCBI's taxonomy places the organism in Eukaryota, Metazoa, Arthropoda, Arachnida, Araneae, Eresidae.
CGGAGAAAUUCCUCGAAGCCAUGGUGAAUAGCAGCGUCAAGAUGCCAUGUAAUGUUCUGCAAAAAAAGGAAGACAACGUCGAAUUCUUCUUUUGGUACAAGAAUGACGGAGUCACUGCCUUCUAUACCCUCGACGCACGACGCCAGCGUCUUGGAGAAGCUCAUCAUGUGAAAAAUGAAAGCUAUAGUAGUCGAAUACAAUUCCAUCCCACCGCCGAGCAACCAUAUUUGCAGAUUGAUAAUCUGAAGGAAGAUGAUACUGGCACAUAUUUCUGUCGAGUGGAUUAUCAAUGGUCAGCUACAGAACUGACAAAAAUCAAUUUAGUUGUUGUGGUUCCUCCCAAGAAGUUAAUUGUUCGAGAUGAUACAGGGCAAGAGGUCAGAAAUAUAGCUGGACCAUACAAGGAACAUUCAGAUGUUACACUAUCUUGUGAAGCUCAAAAAGGUUUCCCUACACCUAAUGUCACCUGGUGGAAGGACAAUAAACUGUGGGAUAACACAUUUCAAAAAACCCAAACUGGUGUUAUCAAUGAGAUGAAGUUGAACAACCUCAGCCGAUUGGAACUCUUUGCUACAUUUCAUUGUAAAGCGCAGAAUACCAUGCUUACCUCACCAGUAUCGAGGACCAUUGUCUUAGAUAUGUACCUAUACCCUCUGACAGUGAGAAUCACAAGUAGGCCGUUACCAAGAGCUGCAGGUAGAAGAGUAGAUUUAGCGUGUGAAUCGGAAGGCUCAAGACCAUCGGCGAAGCUUUCUUGGUUGCUAAACGGCAGUGCCCUCACUGAUCACAUCGAAACCGUCCACGAUAACGUCACAUCCUCUGUCCUCCGAUUCCUGCCUAAAUCUCAGCACCACGGUCUCCCACUCAUUUGUCGAGCCCAGAAUCCAAAGUUAUAUGACAGCAAAUUAGAUGACGUAAGAGUGCUCAAUAUCACAUAUAUACCUCAAGUAUCCCUCCGCUUGAUAAAAGAAGAAGUCGGGCGCCAACCAAAAGAGGAUGAUUAUAUUCGUUUAGUUUGCGACAUUGACGCAAAUCCAUCCGUCUUGAAAGUGGGCUGGCUCUUCAACGAUCUACCUUUAUCUCACAAUCAGUCCAGUACUGAUAUCGUGAGUGGGAACACGCUCGUGUUCAAGCGUCUAACGCGUCGCAACCGUGGGCGUUACAAGUGUUACGCCAUUAACGAGGAAGGCAGGGGCAUCAGUCAAGAGCUCACUUUGAAUAUUAGCCAUGCUCCCGUUUGCAAAGAAAAUCAGCAAAUCACAUACGCAGUGGGUCUUAACCAGACUGUGACCGUCCGCUGCGAAGUCGAAGCGGUGCCUACAGAUGUCACUUUCAAGUGGGAAUUCAGUAACACGGUUCGCAAGCAUUACAAUCUGCAGCAUACCAGCGAUGGCGUUGUCAGUGUAGCAUCCUACAUGCCAGUCACAGCUGCUGACUAUGGGACACUUUUCUGCUGGGCCAACAAUUCUGUAGGCCAUCAGCAGUCUUCUUGCUUUUUUACUGUCAUUGCCCCGGCCUGUAAUCCGGAAAGGACCAAUGUCAACGCAUCAAGUUUAUCAAGAGAUGGCAGCGAGGAAGUGUGGAAUCACUCUGUGAUUACUACGGGUGCUGGCAUUGUGGCAUCCAUCUUCAUAGUCACGGCUGCGUGCGCCUUCUACAUCAGAAGAAUAUAUCUGGAGAAGAAGCAUCGACCAAUGGGGCCAAUUAUGGAAGAGGAUGUCACUAUAUACAGCAGAGUUCAGUGUCACAACAGUGGACCACAGCCUCGAAUUCUUAUAGCUAAAUGAAAAUGUCUCAGAAACGGUGAUAAGUCUGUAUCAAAACUUGUAUGCUCAAUAGAUAAACAGCCGUUGAACCAGGAGAUCGCCUGUCUGUGUCAAAUGUAAUUCACGGACUAGAUGCGGUAUACUGUGAUUCAUGCUGUUAUUAAUUUAAGUACUGUAUAUACUUGACGAAAAUCAUUAUGGAAGAAAAAUUUUGAAGAGAUUGUUCUCAUAUUUUACGGAACUGUUGCAUGCAGAUGUUAAUAAGUGUGUUGAAAUUCGGAGAAAUAAAGAGUCGU